GCAUUUCAAGGUCAAGAUAAAAACAGUGUUUUUACACAAAUAUAGUCAAACAAAUGCUCCCAUUUUGUGAGCAAAACGACAUGACUGUUUUGUGCCAUUUAUGCGGUACAAAUUAGCUAAUUAUGUUCCCCUGAAACAUGCAUUUUUCGAAUGUUUUGUUGAAAUUUACAAACACCUUAACAAAUUACAUAUCAACAGCAAGUCCCAAGGUUUGUAACAUACUAAAAGUUCAUCAAGUUACACUAAUGUACUUCUCUUUAAUUGCACUAUAGUGGGAAUUUAUAGGCUUGUAAAAUAUCAGGAAUUCGACUGGAUUUGCUGUUUAGAUGUCCCAUUAAGGUACACUAAAAACCUAGAUUGUUGAUGAUAUCAUAUCAAAUUGUUGGCUGCUGGCCUACAUACAGCAAUCCCAAUCAUAUUGGUCGCGUUUUUGUCGGUCACCACCCUAGAGAUAAUUCUAACACAUAUUCUAUAGCAUACUCCAGCUGCAUUCGAAAUGUAAAAUCGUUUCGUUAAACAGUUAUUUGUGACAGAGGUUUCGAUAGGUAUAACACCGAGGUUAACUGUUAUAUAUUGUACAAAAGGUUCCGAAAGUGAAACCCGGGUAGGGAUUGCUCUUUUCCAAGAAAUGAUAGAGGCGAGUUUCUCUUUUCUUCCUUUCGAAAGUUUAGUUAGAUCUACAUAGAUAAUGUUGAAAUACAUUGUAUAUUGUUCAUGUUAAUAUUGCAUAUAUAUUGUUAAGUUUGAUAUACAUUGUUGAUGUUGAAAAUGGAUGGAAGCUGAGAUAUUAUACAUCCCUGAUGGACACGUGACUUGUCUUCUCAUUAUACUGUAGGCAUGCGGUCUGACGUCAAUGUGCGCAAUAACGUUUGAAAGACCCCCAGCAUGCCUUGCGGUUCUCUGAUGGCGAUGACAAGGUUAUACAUUACACCCAGGAGUUAGACCGACGAUGUCAGCAUCAAUGCCUGCCGACGAGAUGGUUCGUCUUUAUCAAGAGGAAUCCCAAAAACGACACAAUAAGACAGUUCUCGAGGAACUGGAGGUCGGAGAUAUGAUUGAAUUCCCGAGUGACUUAUUUUCUCACUGGGGAGUCUAUAUAGGUGAUGAACAGAUUGUUCAUCUCACGGGAGAUCAACCCAUUACCAGUGGGUCAUUUUCCUCCGUAUCUGGAAUUGAUUGUGAUCAAGCCUGGGUGAGGAUUGACAAGUUUUUGGACGUUGCAAAGGGACGUUUUGCAAAAAAGAACAAUGACAAAGACAGUAAUCAAAGGGCUGCCGGCAGGUAUCCACGUCCUUCCGAUGAUAUCGUGAGAACAGCCUUAGCUAUGAAAGGUGAAGCGGACUACAAUGUUUUCUUCAAUAACUGCGAACAUUUCGCCUCCUACCUCCGGUACGGCGAGAAAUGCUCUGAACAGGCUGACACUGCUCUUACAGCGGUAGUCGUUGGAGGAGCUGCAGUGAUUGUUGGAAGUUUAUUGGGUUCUUUAUUCAAUCGCAAGAAGUAACAGAUUCAUCCCACAUCCAUACUGAACUCUUACCAUUACAAGUUGAAUAGUCUUUAUCAACGCUGAACAAAACCUUAGUAAUUACAUUGUAUAUUAAAGGGAAGUGUAAAAAAAAACCGAGGACAGGACUUCGGAAAAUUAACUUGUUAUUAUCAUUGCAGACAAUCUAAUAAAUUGAUCUUACAAGCGA
This is a messenger RNA of Pecten maximus, 1694 nucleotides long. RefSeq names its product phospholipase A and acyltransferase 2-like. The transcript has 5 exons. NCBI's taxonomy places the organism in Eukaryota, Metazoa, Mollusca, Bivalvia, Pectinida, Pectinidae. The coding region runs from base 950 to 1504 and encodes 184 amino acids. The record is from RefSeq and is a predicted model, not a curated record. Gene Ontology annotation, cellular component: cytoplasm. Gene Ontology annotation, biological process: N-acylphosphatidylethanolamine metabolic process. Gene Ontology annotation, molecular function: A2-type glycerophospholipase activity; glycerophospholipid phospholipase A1 activity.